Parathielavia appendiculata is the source of this 1767-nucleotide messenger RNA. RefSeq names its product peptidase M24A, methionine aminopeptidase. Gene Ontology annotation, biological process: proteolysis. Gene Ontology annotation, molecular function: metalloaminopeptidase activity. Lineage: Eukaryota; Fungi; Ascomycota; Sordariomycetes; Sordariales; Chaetomiaceae. The coding region runs from base 155 to 1483 and encodes 442 amino acids. The transcript is spliced from 4 exons. The record is from RefSeq and is a predicted model, not a curated record. Gene Ontology annotation, cellular component: cytoplasm.
UGAUUCUUUUGCAGCCUUGCUCGCGCCACAGCACCCCGCUGACGUCUACACUGUAAAAAGUGUUGGCGGGGCCGCAGAAGCCGAGCAUUGAGAUAAGCUGCUGGGGGCUCAACCUUCCAGUGUCUUCUCCGCAGCAUCACUACGAGUUUUCACGAUGGCAGCUCAGACUCCCACAACUGAGCUCGGCAAAUUAAAUGUCGAGGAUAGCGGCAGCAAACCCAAGCCGGAUGCCUCUGCCGCAAGCAACGGCAACCUAAAUCACGACAGCGACGAGUCCGAGGACGAAGCAGAAGAGGCCGCUCCCGCUGCGGCCACCGGUGCGGCCAAGAAGAAGAAAAAGAAGAAGCCCAAGAAGAAGAAGAAGAAUCCCACACAGCAGUCGGACCCUCCGCGCGUGCUGAUAUCGCAGCUGUUCCCGGACAAGAAGUAUCCAACGGGCGAGGAGGUCGAGUACGUGAAUGAGAACCGCUACCGCACUACCAACGAGGAGAAGCGCCAUCUCGACAAUCUGAAGAGCGAGUGGCUCAACGACUACCGCCAUGCCGCCGAGGUGCACCGCCAGACCCGCCAGUGGGCGCAGAAGAACAUUAAGCCCGGCCAGACACUGAUGGAGAUUGCCAACGGCAUCGAGGACUCGGUUCGUGCGCUCGUCGGCCACCAGGGUCUGGAGGAGGGCGAUGCCCAGAUCGCCGGCAUGGGUUUCCCGACCGGCCUGAGCAUCAACCACUGCGCCGCGCAUUACACGCCCAACUCGGGUAACAAGAUGGUCCUGCAGCAGGACGAUGUCAUGAAGAUCGACUUUGGCGUACAUGUGAACGGCAACAUCAUCGACAGCGCCUUCACCAUGGCGUUCAACCCGCGCUACGAUCCGCUGCUGGAGGCCGUAAAGGCCGCCACCAACGCGGGCAUCAAGGAGGCCGGCAUCGACGCGCGAGUCGGCGAGAUUGGCGGUGUCAUCCAGGAGGUCAUGGAGAGCUACGAGGUCGAGAUCGACGGCACCACCUACCCGGUCAAGCCAAUCCGCAACCUUAACGGACACAGCAUCCUCCCCUACAACAUCCACGGCACCAAGAGCGUGCCCAUCGUCAAGAGCAACGACAGCACCAAGAUGGAGGAGGGCGACGUCUUCGCCAUUGAGACGUUUGGCAGCACGGGCGAGGGAAAGGUGCGCGAGGAGGGCGAGGUGUCGCACUACGCCAAGCGCAGCGACGCACCCAAGGUCGACCUCCGUUUGAGCUCGGCCAAGUCGCUGCUGAAUGUCAUUACCAGAAACUUUGGCACGCUGCCGUGGUGCAGGCGGUACCUAGACCGGCUGGGCCAGGACAAGUACCUGCUCGGGUUGAACAACCUCGUCGCCAACGGCAUCGUCGAGUCGUACCCACCGCUGGUGGACAAGAAAGGCUCCUACACGGCCCAAUUCGAGCAUACCAUCCUUAUCCGGCCUACCGUAAAGGAGGUCAUUAGCCGUGGAAACGACUACUAAGGCAAUUGUCUGAAUAAGAACUGUCUAAAGAAUCGGGUCGGUCGUCUAACCGGGCGGCGUGAAGCUGUCGAGUGUCGACACAUGGAUGGCGAUACCUGUUAUGCUACGUUUUUUGAUGUACUGUACAUGUGUAUAUACACACUCAACCAAGUUGAGGUCUCCGUACUUCCAGGAGCGCUUUAGCCACAAUCCGGUUCCGGCACAGCGUACCGGACCCGUUUGUGGGGUCCGGUCAUGAUCUCAAAUCUGGGGAAUGUUCGCCGCAGAUUCGGCGUGCCGUAAUC